AUGUCGGCUCCGUGGCCGGGCUGCGCGCCCUCUUUUUCGGACAUCUGUUCCGUCCUGGGUACCUUGCUCUUGUUGCUGCUGAGUCUGUUGUUGAUGCGCCAUCUGCUGAAGCAGAAGAGACCCCAGGGUUUCCCGCCUGGACCCGCCGCCCUACCUCUUAUAGGAAGCGUCUUCUCCCUCAUCACCGAGCCGCAUGUCUUCAUGAAAAAACAGAGUGAAGUUCAUGGGCAGAUUUUCAGUCUUGACCUUGGUGGUAUAUCAACUGUUAUCAUCAAUGGGUAUGAUGCAAUCAAGGAAUGCCUUGUUCAUCAGAGUGAUAAUUUUGCAGAUAGGCCAUCUCUGCCUCUCUUCAAAAAAUUGACAAACAUGGGAGGGCUUUUGAACUCCAAAUAUGGUCGUGGUUGGACUGAUCAUCGUAAGGUCACUGUGAAUUGCUUUCGCUGCUUUGGACCGGGUAAAAAGAGCUUUGAAAACAAAAUUUCUGAGGAAUGUAUGAUUUUUUUGGAUGCUAUUGACACCUACAAAGGAGAGCCAUUUGAUGCUAAGUGCCUUGUAACUAAUGCAGUUUCCAACAUCACAAACUUGAUCAUUUUUGGAGAGCGGUUCACAUAUGAUGACACUGAUUAUCAGCAUAUGAUUGAGAUAUUUAGUGAAAAUAUUGAAUUGGCUGCCAGUGUUUGGACAUUUCUGUACAAUGCUUUCCCUUGGAUUGGGCUACUACCAUUUGGAAAACAUCAACGUUUGUUCAAAAAUGCAGCUGAAGUUUACAACUUUUUGCUGAAGAUAAUACACCGUUUUUCCCAAAACAGAACCCCUCAAAAACCUCGGCAUCUCAUUGAUUCAUAUCUGGAUGAACUAGAAAAGAAUAUUAAUGAUCCUGAAUCUUCCUUUUCAAAAGAAAACUUAAUUUUUACUGUUGGAGAACUCAUUAUAGCUGGAACAGAGACUACAACUAAUGCACUUAGAUGGGCAAUCUUGUACAUGGCACUGUAUCCAAACAUUCAAGAAAAAGUCCAUCAGGAAAUUGACAUUAUUGUGGGUAAAAACCAAAUACCUUCCCUGGAAAACAAGUCACAGAUGCCAUACACAGAGGCAGUACUGCAUGAAGUUCUGAGAUACUGCAACAUAGCACCACUUGGUAUUUUCCGUGCAACUUCCAAGAAUACUAUUGUUCGAGGCUAUUCCAUUCCAAAGGGAACCACAGUUAUAACGAAUCUUUAUUCUGUACAUUUUGAUGAAAAAUAUUGGAAUUCUCCUCAUCUGUUUUGUCCUGAAAGAUUCCUAGACAAAAAUGGGCAAUUUGUGAAGAAAGAAGCAUUUGUUCCAUUUUCUAUUGGUCGAAGACACUGUCUUGGAGAACAACUUGCAAGAAUGGAGCUAUUUCUGUUUUUCACCAUGCUGUUACAAAGAUUUCAUAUUCAUUUUCCACCAGGAACUAUUCCAAAUCUGAAGCCUAAAUUGGGAAUGACAUUACAACCUCAUCCAUAUCUUAUUUCAGCAGAAAGACGCUGA
This is a messenger RNA of Mobula hypostoma (lesser devil ray), 1512 nucleotides long. RefSeq names its product vitamin D 25-hydroxylase (gene cyp2r1). Gene Ontology annotation, biological process: xenobiotic metabolic process. The transcript is spliced from 5 exons. The coding region runs from base 1 to 1512 and encodes 503 amino acids. The record is from RefSeq and is a predicted model, not a curated record. Gene Ontology annotation, cellular component: cytoplasm; intracellular membrane-bounded organelle. Lineage: Eukaryota; Metazoa; Chordata; Chondrichthyes; Myliobatiformes; Myliobatidae. Gene Ontology annotation, molecular function: iron ion binding; heme binding; oxidoreductase activity, acting on paired donors, with incorporation or reduction of molecular oxygen, reduced flavin or flavoprotein as one donor, and incorporation of one atom of oxygen.